AUGUCCAAAGUGGAAGAUGCCGUCGCGGCUGAUGCGGCCACUCUCGGCGCCAUGCAGAUCAACGCCUUUGACGCCAACCAGCCCGAGCCCUUAUUCGUCGAGCCCUACGCCGUCACGGGCUGGGCUACCUUUAUCCAGCGCGCCGCGUCGUCUCGGUCCGGUCCGCAAGCCCGCGUCGGCGUGAUUCGCGACGACUCUGGCGCGGCGAAAGCAGCGUGCUUGCUGCAUAUCGCGCGGGACAACGACGCUGCAGCAGACCUGUACGGGCCCUGGCAGGAAUCUUGGGGCGCACCGCCGCCGGACAUGAGCAAGGACAGACUGGAUGCCUUCUUCGGGGAGAUGAAGGCGCAGCACAAGGCUGUCAUGGGCCAUGUCCCUCAUAUUUGUACGUUUAUUUUCCCUAAAAGCAGGGGCGGGGGUGGUUGGCUGACUGCUCCCAUGACAGACUUGGAAAUCAUCAUGACGCACUCGACGGCGCGCGGCCGUGGGUACGGCAUGGCGCUGCUGCAGUGGUCGAAUGAGAUGGCCGACGGCUUCGGACUGCCGCUGUAUCUGGAUGCGGGAGAGGAUGUCGUGGGCUUGUACACGCGCGUGGGCUACGUGCGGCAGCCGGACGAGCUGCGCACGAGCAAGAGCUUGGUGCCGAUGGUGCGGGCGGCUGUCAAGGCGUAG
Cordyceps militaris CM01 is the source of this 672-nucleotide messenger RNA. RefSeq names its product Acyl-CoA N-acyltransferase. Gene Ontology annotation, molecular function: acyltransferase activity, transferring groups other than amino-acyl groups. Bases 1 to 672 code for a protein of 223 amino acids. The record is from RefSeq and is a predicted model, not a curated record. The transcript has 2 exons. NCBI's taxonomy places the organism in Eukaryota, Fungi, Ascomycota, Sordariomycetes, Hypocreales, Cordycipitaceae.